Molecule: messenger RNA, 2246 nt
Organism: Nycticebus coucang (slow loris)
Lineage: Eukaryota; Metazoa; Chordata; Mammalia; Primates; Lorisidae
Gene: MOCS1
Product: molybdenum cofactor synthesis 1
Exons: 11
Coding region: 76-1983 (635 amino acids)
Biological process (GO): Mo-molybdopterin cofactor biosynthetic process
Molecular function (GO): cyclic pyranopterin monophosphate synthase activity; 4 iron, 4 sulfur cluster binding; metal ion binding
Source: RefSeq, a predicted model, not a curated record
CCCGGGAGAACACCGGGCUAGUGAGCGCCUGAAGACACAGCUACCCUCGGAGGCUCGCCCCUGCGCGCAGGCUUCAUGGCGGCGCGGCUGUUGUCCCGGAUGCUGCAGCGCGUUGUGGGGUCCAGUGCCCGGAGCUGCAGCUCGGGGGCUCCGGUGACGCAGCCCUGCCCCGGGGAGCCCUCGCAAGCUUCCGCGGAUCUGUCCAGACGGAGGCAGUUCCUGCGGGAGCAUGCAGCCCCCUUCUCUGCCUUCCUCACUGACAGCUUCGGCCGGCAGCACAGCUACCUACGGAUCUCCCUCACGGAGAGGUGCAAUCUCAGAUGUCAGUACUGCAUGCCCGAGGAGGGUGUUCCUCUGACCCCCAAGGCUGACCUGCUGACCACAGAGGAGAUACUGACCCUUGCCCGCCUCUUUGUGAAGGAAGGUAUCACCAAGAUCCGCCUCACAGGUGGAGAGCCACUCAUCCGGCCAGAUGUGGUAGACAUUGUGGCCCAGCUCCAGCAGCUGGAAGGGCUGAGGACCAUUGGUAUCACCACUAACGGCAUCAACCUAGCCCGGCUCCUGCCCCAGCUUCAGAAGGCUGGUCUCAGUGCCAUCAACAUCAGCCUGGACACCCUAGUGCCAGCCAAGUUUGAGUUCAUCGUCCGCAGGAAAGGCUUCCACAAGGUCAUGGAGGGCAUCCACAAAGCCAUUGAGCUGGGCUAUAGCCCAGUGAAGGUGAACUGUGUGGUGAUGCGAGGCCUGAACGAGGAUGAGCUCCUAGACUUUGUGACCUUGACCAAGGGACUGCCCCUGGAUGUGCGCUUCAUAGAGUAUAUGCCCUUUGAUGGCAACAAGUGGAACUUCAAGAAGAUGGUCAGCUACAAGGAGAUGCUAGACACCAUCCAGCAGCAGUGGCCGGAGCUGGAGAAGCUGCCAGAGAAGGAAUCCAGCACAGCCAAGGCCUUUAAAAUCCCUGGCUUCAAAGGCCAGGUCAGCUUCAUCACAUCCAUGUCUGAGCAUUUCUGUGGAACCUGCAACCGGCUGCGGAUCACAGCUGACGGGAACCUGAAGGUCUGCCUGUUUGGAAACUCCGAGGUAUCUCUGCGGGAUCACCUGCGGACAGGGGCUUCCGAGCAGGAGCUGCUGAGAAUCAUCGGGGCUGCUGUGGGCAGGAAGAAACGGCAACACGCAGGCAUGUUCAAUAUUUCCCAGAUGAAGAACCGGCCCAUGAUCCUCAUCGAGUUAUUUUUGAUGCUCCAAGAUUCUCCACCAGCCAAUCCAAGCAUUUCCUCCUGGGACCCCUGCCAGGUUCAGGGUCUGAGACCCAGAAUGAGCUUCUCCAGCCAGAUGGCAACUCUGUGGAAAGGAUGUGGGGUCCCCCAGGCCCCUUCCCUAGCCCAGCAGUGGCUGGGGCCUGGCUCCUCUUGGAGACAUUACACUUCCCAUGCAGACUCAGAUACCAACUCAAAGUGCCUUAGCUCAGUGUCCCAGGCUCCUGCCACACCCCCAAGACCCCUGUCAACCUCAGAACAACUAACCCAUGUGGACUCGGAAGGACAAGCAGCUAUGGUAGAUGUGGGCGGGAAGCCAGACACAGAGCGGGUGGCUGUGGCCUCAGCUGUGGUCCUCCUGGGGCCUGUGGCCUUCAAACUCGUCCAGCAGAACCAGCUAAAGAAGGGAGAUGCCCUGGUGGUGGCCCAACUAGCUGGAGUCCAGGCGGCCAAGCUGACCAGCCACCUGAUUCCUCUGUGCCACCAUGUGGCCCUGACCCAUGUCCAGGUACGGCUGGAGUUGGACAGCACACGUCAUGCUGUAGUGAUCCAGGCGUCUUGCCAGGCUCGGGGCCCCACCGGCGUGGAGAUGGAGGCCCUGACCUCCGCUGCUGUGGCCUCACUCACCCUGUAUGACAUGUGCAAGGCUGUCAGCAGGGACAUCGUGCUGGGGGAGAUCAAACUCAUCAGCAAGACUGGGGGCCAGCGAGGAGACUUCCAUCGGGCUUAGCACUCCUGCCCUUCUCACCGAUGGCUCAGCCAGCUCUAAAGAUGGGUUGUAGUUAGGGCAGAGGGUAAGACGUCAUGUUCCCUUAACCCCAGUCACUGUUUACCUUCACCAGUAGGGACCCGAGCUCAGGCCACUCUACUACUAGUCCGCUGCUAGAUGAUCUCUGACGACCUGUGAGGUCAUAGGAUGCCUGCACAUAGGAUGCCACUAGGCCCCUGAGCCUUGCAGAACACUAAGGUCACGGGGGGGUGGAGGGGGGGAUG